Molecule: messenger RNA, 1559 nt
Organism: Gymnogyps californianus (California condor)
Lineage: Eukaryota; Metazoa; Chordata; Aves; Accipitriformes; Cathartidae
Gene: FAM217B
Product: family with sequence similarity 217 member B
Exons: 4
Coding region: 34-1518 (494 amino acids)
Source: RefSeq, a predicted model, not a curated record
UAAAGGUGCCUAUACCCUUUAAAAAGAGUAAUAAUGGGACCAGGCAUUCAAGAAUAUCCCUUAUUACUGCACAGAGAGACACAGAAAAAGGAAAGCCAAAUCAAUGAAAACCACAAAGGAAUGGUAAAUUACAAUAAUGGAAAAAGCCAUCCGAGCACCAAAGGACUAAAUAAACCAAUUUCUCAUGUGAAAUCUUCUCCUGGAAGAUUAGGCAAAAAUGUAUCAAGCGCCACUGAAAAGAUUUCCCAUGACACUCAAGAUGGUAACCAAUCAAGUAUUUUUAAGAAGGGAAGAAACCAGCUGGAUGACAAUACCCAGUCAAAAAGGAUCACGAGUGUUUGCACGUCACUUCACAGAGUACAGGGACCAAAGAUGAGUCUCCCAGAAAGAAGGCAAAAUGAAUCUUUUCUGCACAGGAUCCCCCCUACCAUAAAGGGCAGCACACAAGGUAGCUUCUGUAGGGUUAAAGAUGUCCCGAUGCAACAUUUUUAUGGCCAUAAAAAAGAACAGUUGGAAAAGAAUCAUGAAGAACAUGUUGCUGAAGCUGGUCCAUGCUCUUCUAAAUGGCAAGAAGCAUCUGUAGAUGAAAUGUUUCUUGAUUUUGAAUCAGUACAAAUUAUUAAAGAAGAUGCUGAAGAUGAUAGUGCCAGUGAUCUCUCUGAUUCAGAAAGGAUUCCCAUUCCCCCAUCUCCUUGCACACCACCAGAACUCAUUCUCAGAGCCGAAGAAAUUGAUCCAGUUUGUUUGGAGCAUGUCCCUGAUAUGGGUUUUAAAGAAUCAGAAUAUUACUACCCAGACUUCCUCCCACCCCCUUUCAACUCAUGGGACUUGAAGCAACUGGCCAUCUUUGUUAAUGUAGAGGGUAAAACUGAAUUUCGACCAAAGCCAACAGGAUUUCUUGAGAAAUACAUUGAUCGCCUUUUGCAGCUGGAAUGGCUGCAAAUGCAGACUGUACAGAAUGAGAAAGGAAAGGCAGCCAAAGCCAGGCCACAGACUGCUCCCGGCUCCAUCCGUACCCUAAAAAGCCCUGGCAAAGGCAAAGCGUUGCUCAGUCCUUUGCCUAACAAGCAAGUGGUUCCCCAAGAAAGUGUUGCAAAGCUGCCCAGAAGCUAUUCAGGUCACAGGGGAGAUGCGUACUGUGAAGAAAGUCGCCAGUUAUAUUCUCAUCCAGGUCACUUGAAACUUUCUGAGAGAAUGGGAUGUGCAGUGUCUUCUCAAAGACAAUCUAGUGAAGUAAGGAGUGAACUGAAAAAAAAACCAACUGCGAAGCAACAGCUUCUCAAUAUGCAGCCCUCCGAGAACAGUUCUAAAAUUCAAAGUGUUGGUAAUAUCAGACCCCCUAAGCAAACCCCAGUAUGUCAUGGUUCAGCUGCUCCCAUCAAAGGCUUAAAAACAUACGCGUGUACAAAUCCAAAGAAAAAUGGCAAUGCCAACAAUUAUGUUCCUUCUAAAAAACCAACAGGGGACAGGAAAAUAAAAACAAAUGGCACGAAGCAAACAUCACGCAAAUUUAAAUGAAGAAAAACUCAUAAGUAAAUGUUGAUGCUUCUUGACUGCUA